AUGAAUUCGAAAAACCCUCUCAUUUCACCUUUCCUCUCAUUUUCUCCGCUCUUUACCUCCUUCCGCUCUCCUCACUCUCUCCCUCUCCCCCGCGUCGCUCCGCCGCUCCUUUUCUCCCUUUCUCUCUGCGCAGUGUUUCUCGACACGUGGCUGACCGGACCCGAAGUGGUUGGAUCGGCCGGCGACGCCCAGGCAGCCGGCCAAAUCUGCGUGGCCCUCUACAGGCUGGGUAACGACUACAACCUCUUCUACAACCUCACUUCCUUCACUGCCAAACCGGGCGCGCCGACGUCCGCCGUGAUCGCGCGAAACUCGGCGGGGAAGGCGGGACCCACCGUCCUCGAGCUUGCCGGGGCCAACGCCACGUGGACGAACGUCACUCGUCCGCCGCCAAGGAGGCCAAAAGUCGCUCCCACGUACAUCUAUAACUUGAAGGGGACGUGGCUUAAAGCGAAUACGCUGAACGCGACAAACGGGAAGACUGUGUCGAACCUGAUCAUCAUGAUGACACUGGCAGUGGAUACAUAUUACGGGCAAUUCGCGACGCCGGAUUUCGCGGCGGGAGAAGCGAGGGGGCAGUUCACCGAACUGACGAGCCAACCGACGCCGGCGGGUCAGAGCGAAACGGACGGGAAAUCCAGACCGUUCCGCAUCGCGUGCCCCUUACCCAAGCCCGCAGAGGCUGCUGCUCUCGGAAAUCUGAUAGUGAUUCUCGGUGCGCCGCAGAACGGAUCGGAAAUUGUUGGGUCGAAGGGCGACGCCAAGGCCAACGGCCGAAUCUGCCUCGCCGUCUACGAGCUCGCCGGAGACUACAACAUUUUUUUCUUUUCUCUCGUCACCACAUACAAAACGGAUGCACCGACCUCCGCCUUCAUCGGGCAAGGCUUGGUGGGAAAGGCGGGAAGCAAGGUCCUCGAGAUUGUCGGGGUAAACGCCAAGUGGAAGAAUGUUACUGUAUCGCCGCCUCCUCCUCCAGAUUCCAACAAGACAGCGCCGCCGCCUUUCUACUCCUACACCAUCCAGGGGACGUUGCUUAAUGCGAGUACGCGGGGCGCGUUGAACGGGAAAUCGGUCAAGAGUGUGAUCGACGAUAUCCUGUUGGCUCCGAACAGCUCGCAUUACGCGGGGUUCGCGUCAGCAGCUCACAAGAAGGGCGUUGCGAGGGGACAGAUAAGAGUGCUGGUGGCCGAGGCAAGCCAGCCAAUCGACACAUUUAUUGGCUUGGUGGGGGCACAACUGAACGGCUCCAGUGCUGACGUCAACGCCACAGGCUCCCUUUCCCUUGCCGUCAUCCUCAAUGCCGCAACCAACGACUACGACAUUACCUACAGCAUUGACGUGCUUCUCACCAACCCCGGCGAGCCCACCCGCGUCGUCAUCAUGAAAGGCGCUGACGUGGCACUCACCGUGGCCACCAGCAGCGCCACGUGGACCAAUCUCACGGUCUCGGACGCCGAGCGCACCAAGCUGAUCGCCGAACGAACGUCCUCCAGCAAACCCUGCCCUUUUACCUACGACCGAUGCCAAAUCCUUAAAGCCGAAGAAGCAGCCAAGCUGGCCAAGCUACCCCCCCUCCCUCCCCUCGGCUACACCUACGGAACAAACGGCACUUGGCUAAGCGCUAGUACUUUAAAGGCGGAUAACGGGCAGACGUACAAGGAGCUCUUGGAUGCCAUGCUGGCUGCUCCUGACGCUUACUCUGCUCUCGUCUUUGCCAAGGUUGAGGCUGGUGCUGCGAGCGGGAUGGUUCUCGAAAGGGCGGCGGUUUCCACGGCGGAAUACACGGCGCAUUACAUGAUGGACGGGGGAGUGGAGGAGGUGCUGGAGUCGCGUUACAUCCACGUGGCAGCGACUGCCACGUCAGCUGCAGCCGCGUCGCUCUGGCCGGGAACGGGCCAGCAUACCAGCACCCGCCACGUGGCAGGGCGCCGCGAUGGACAGCCCUCUGCUUCGUUUAAUUCUGGUGGGCGCAGCGAUUUAAGGGACACAGAUGUGAAAGACGACGGGAGCACAGGGGGAGGGAAGGGGCGCAUGGCGGAGGUGCUCGAAGGCGGAGGGGAAUCGGGGGAAGUGGGGGAGGCUUUGGGGGGGAAAAGUCGCGCGUUAGAGGUGGAAUCCGCGCCCAGCCUUCAAUCCCAACGCAGCAUGGCGGAACAUAUCGGGGCAGUACGCGGAGACAUGCAGGGGGCGGGCGCGCGUGGGGGAAAUGGGGAGGCGGAAGUGGUGGAAAAGCGGGAAGGGGCGGGGAGGGAUGGCAACGGGGGAGAACCAGGGGGGAAUGGGGGGCGAGGGGAAGGGGCGGUGUGGGUAGAUGAUUUGGAUGGGAAGGGGUAUGUGAGUCUAGGUAAACCUACUAAUGUGGAGGUUGGAAGCACGGAAGGGUUGCUGGGAAACCUUGCACACGUGGCACCUAUGGAUAGGCUGGACUCUGCCAGGCUGGCAGAACCCGAACCUGAACCCGUACCUGCCGCAAACACGGACGUCGAAACCGGCACCGCCACAGCUCCAGAAUCGGACAAAACCGCCAGCUGUCCGCACGCCGCGACAGGAUUGGUCGGCGCGGGCGGCGGGAAGGUGGUGAACGCGAUGGGGAUGAGAGUGAGGAUUAAAGCCGAAGCGGAGCAGACUGGGGGGUCCUAUAGCGUGAUUGAGUAUGAGGUUCCGGCAGGGGAAGGGUCGGAGGAGCACAUUCACACUCGGGAGCACGAGGCGUGGUUUUUGCUGGACGGGCAGAUGACGUGGACCAUCGAAAAAAAGACGUACCAAGCCAGCCAGGGCAGCUUCAUGCACAUGCCUCUUGGCCGGGCACAUUCUUUCCGCAACGACUCCGACCAACCUGCCCGAAUGCUGGUGGUCUGUAUGCCGGGCGGGCUGGAGAAAUAUUUCCUGGAAAUCGGAGAUCCAGAGGAAGCAGCUACUAUUGGACUAAAUGGUGCUGUGCAUAAGCCUGUGGUGGACCAGGCAAAGCUGCAGAAUGCCAUCAAGAAAGCCAUGCUCUACGGUCUAGUGUAUCCAAAAGGUUCAGCUGCUUAG
Molecule: messenger RNA, 3033 nt
Organism: Closterium sp. Naga37s-1
Lineage: Eukaryota; Viridiplantae; Streptophyta; Zygnematophyceae; Desmidiales; Closteriaceae
Source: the annotation of a GenBank genome assembly